This is a messenger RNA of Dendronephthya gigantea, 1684 nucleotides long. Its product is annotated as potassium voltage-gated channel subfamily A member 2-like. Gene Ontology annotation, cellular component: membrane; voltage-gated potassium channel complex. Gene Ontology annotation, molecular function: delayed rectifier potassium channel activity. Bases 364 to 1548 code for a protein of 394 amino acids. The record is from RefSeq and is a predicted model, not a curated record. Gene Ontology annotation, biological process: protein homooligomerization; potassium ion transmembrane transport. The transcript is spliced from 2 exons. Lineage: Eukaryota; Metazoa; Cnidaria; Anthozoa; Malacalcyonacea; Nephtheidae.
UGGAAAUAUAUAUUGACUCCGAAGGUGAAACAUCACUUUGAUAAUACAUGAAUUGAUGUUCACUACAGGAUAUUUGGAAUCAGAAAUGACUUAGAGUGAUGUGAUAUUAAACCAUAUAGUGCCUUUUAGUGGAAUGAUUUACUUGUACUAAAUUUGAAACAAUGAAUGAAAUUUAUCGUGAAAUCUAAACAUGGCAAGUCUUGCACGUAUAGUUUGGAAAUAAGUGGCAACGCGAUAAGUAAAGCAUCUUGCUAACUUGUAUAUACAAUCAAACAGAUGUAGAAAUAAAUGACAAGUAACUGAACUAAAAUUGAAAGAGGAACGCUGCUGAUUCUCAAGAAAAUCUUGGUUGAUAUAAGAAAUAUGAUGGAAAGAGAGUCAUACAAAGGACGUGUUGUGAUAAACAUUAGUGGCGUUAUUUAUGAAACAAGAUUAACCACACUUUCAAGAUACCCCCAUACCUUACUGGGAUGUUCAGAGAAAAGAAAUCAAUAUUACGAUAGCAAUUCUAAGCAAUAUUUCUUCAACAGAAACAGGCAAAGUUUUGAAGCAAUCCUUUACUAUUACCAAUCUCAAGGACGUCUUAGCAAGCCCCCGGAUAUGCCUUUUGAUAUUUUUAAGAAAGAAGUGGAAUUUUUCCAACUAGGAGAUGAAGUCUUAGAUAGCUUGUUUCGAAAGGAGGGUUAUGUGUUUGAUGGGCCACGGCGAUUGCCAGAAAACGAGUUUCAGAAACAAGUAUGGGAGUGCUUGGAAUACCCUGAUACAUCAAAGAUGGCAAAUAUUUUGACAGUUUCAUCAUUGACAAUAAUCAUAGCAUCUGUACUACUCACAAUCGUAAUGACUGUCAAUGAAGACAAAGAACCAAGUUUUGAAAAAGAGUUUAAAAAUGGUAAUCAAACCCCUCAUAUUCCUGGUUCUGAUCAGGCGUCUGACGGUUUUUCUCUCUGGUACAAUGACAAACGAGUUUGGCAUAUUUUUGAACUGAUUUUUAACUGUCUAUUUGCAUUUGAAUAUACGCUGCGAUUAGGAUUUUGUCCUGAUAAAUGGCAUUUUGUAAAAUCUCCACUGAAUAUAGUAGAUCUUUUAGCAUUCCUGCCCUAUAUGAUAAUGCUUGCUCUGCCUGGUGGAUCAGUUGACGUCUCCGCUGUAUCUGCGUUUCAUAUUCUCAGAAUUGUAAGAAUCUUUCGGAUUUUCAAGAUAUCUCGUUACUCUCGUCGUUUGAAAGUGAUUGGAUAUUGUUUACUCGAGAGUGUACAAGACCUUGGCUUGUUUAUGAUAUGUUUAGUUAUAAUAACAAUCCUCGCUUCCAGUCUUCUGCACUAUAUUGAAGGUGGAGAUAAGGACGGUCCGUUCAAUAGUAUACCAUCUACUUUCUGGUUUAUUAUACAGACCAUAUCUACCAUAGGCUAUGGUGAUGUGAUACCAUUAACUCCACUAGGAAAACUAGCAACAUGUACCGUGGCUGUGUUUGGUGUCAUCACUCUGGCACUGCCAGUGCUUAGUUUUGUUGCACAUUUCAAUACUUUAUAUUGUCAGAAUAUUGAAUAGUAAUUCUUUUCCGUUCACUUCAGUCGAACAACAACUUCGUGUGUCUUGAAGAAAUAAAUAUAGGCGAGGAGUGGUGUUGGGACAUUUUUAUAAUAAAUAUAAGCACUGUAGUUGCAGAACCACAGUAGUUGGUCUU